UCUUCUUUUCUUUAUUGGAUUAUUGUCAUUGUAAUUGUUAGUUUUGCAUGUAAAUAGUUUGUGGGGGGAAAAAAAGAAAAGGUAAAGAGAGCUAAAAAUAAAUCAUGGCCUUCACGUCCAGUUCAAAACCCCACCUUUAACCGUUUAUCGCGCGGUAAACCGAAUAAGAUGAUUGUGUUGCAGAUGCAGUGUUUGUGUUAGUGUUUAUAACUGAUUACUGACACAUGAUGGACAAACUCCCCUCCUGAGUUCACGCUCAUGCUGGUAUGUCAUGGCUGUGGAGCCAAAGGUCUCGACAGAGCACGCAGCGUUCAUCUUCCAGUUCCCAAACAGGGCCACAUGUGAUUUGAAUCGUGUGUGUGUGUGUGUGUGUGUGUGUGUGUGUAGGAGGUUCCCAAGUAUAUUUCGACAUUAUGCAAUCGUCAGAUGGCUGCUGAUGUACUCGGAUCAUUUCUCAAUCUGAUCUAAUGAAACUGAGUUGUCAUCAUGUAAUUACGCUAAUUCUGACACAACCUUAAGGCAUUAUUAUUACUAUUCUGUUUAGCUACCUUUUAUUGUCAUUUUGCUACAAAUAAAUUGGAAGAAAAUGCUGAUUGAGUCCAGAUGGCUCAGAUAUACACCUGUUAUCAUUAAUGUUUGUGUUUAAUAUUUUUGUUUUUAAUUUCUCUCUGUCUCUCUCUAUAGAAUUUCUCAGUAGGAGACUGAGCCUGACCUGGACGUGGAUCCAGAUGAAAUGAAUAAAGUACCAGGACCCCUGUCCUCCUCACCCCUCCCUGCACCCUCCCCUAACCUGCCCCAGCCUAACUUCUCACCCACUCCACCCCCAUCUAUGGUUUUUGCCACGCCCACUCCUCCUCCAAUGAACCCCACAGCCCCUACCCGACAGCCGUACUACCCAGUUCGGCCUGCAUUACCCACAAACCCGGCCCGAGCCCAGGCAAGCUCCGCCCCCCGGCCCAUCCCUCCACCACACGGGACACACACCUCUCACGUCUUCCAGCCAGGCUCCCAGAUGAUGAUGAUCCCAUCGCAGACAAUCAGCUUUCCUAACUCACAGGGGCCCGCCUACUACAUUCCUGGUCAGUACCGCCCCUCGUAUGUGUCUCCUCAGCAGUACCAGGUCGCUGGGUCUCCAAACUUUUAUCCUGGAAGCAGUCCAGCUGAGUACGCUGGAGCGUACUACCCCGCCCAGCCCCAAUUCACGCCUCCUGUAGCCCCGGCACCUGUCUUAAUAAACCCUGCCCCCCAGCAACAGCAAGCCCCGCCCCCUCCACAGCACGCAGCACCGGCCAAACGAGAACGCAAACAGAUAAGGAUACGAGACCCUAAUCAAGGAGGCAGAGACAUCACGGAGGAGAUCAUGUCCGGGGGCCGCAGCGCCUCCACACCUACGCCUCCACAGUCGGCUCUACCCAUGUCAGAGGGCGGAGCCAUCACAGAGUCUAAUGGUGAGAAAGCCACACCUUCUGUCACAGCAGCCAGAGCAGAUGACAGGGUACAGCCUGUAGUGUCCCUAGAGUUCCCCAUUCCCCCAGGGGAAAGCCCUAUCCCAGAUGCUCCGCCCACCCCGCCUCCCACUAGCCCAAUCAGUGACACUGUUGAUGCCCUGCUUCCUGGCAUGGAAGAAGCCACGCAACCCAAAGAUGCAAAACAGCAGGAGCCAAAGUCCUCAUCAGGAGAGGUUCCUUCAAACAUUAACGGUUCUACUGAGAAUGGGGUGGAGCCAGCAGCGGUGUCUAUUCAUCUUCCUGUUUUAGGGGCGGAGCCAGCACUGGAGUCUCCAAUCGCACAGCCAGAGGAGCUGCAACUUGUAAACGGUUUAACUGCAGACGCCAACAGGGACGUCAGCCCUCUUGCCGAGCCUGACGUCAACAAAGAGGCUCCACCCAUUAUCGAGGAAUGCUCAACACGGACUACCAAAACUGCUCCUCCUGUCGUCAGGGAAACCCCCGCUCAGGUCGUCAGCGAGACGGCGCCACUUCCAGCCAUCAAGGAAUCUUGUGUCCCGAGUGUCAAAGAAAUGCCAGCUCUUAAGCCGACGCCCACUCCGGUCGUCGCUGAGAUUUCCACUCCUGUUGUCACAGAAACCCUGUCUGGUGUUGCCAAGGAUACCACCUCAUCAGCUGUCAAAGAGAUCCCUGCACCAGUUGCCAAGGUAACCCCCGCUCCAGUUAUCCUGGAGACUCUGGUUGUAAAGGAGACGCCUUCUCCAGUUGCCACAUUAACCAACGAGCCUAUUGUAAAAGAAACUGUUGUCGAGGAGCCUUGUCCUGUUACUAUGGAGAUCCCAGAACCAAUCGUCAAGGAAACCCCAAGUCCCCCUGCACCUGUGUGUGUUGCUGCUAAAGCCACGCCUCCUCCUGCUCCUGACCGAGUAGACACGCCCCCUCCACCAACAACGGCUCCGGAGAGCACUAUGCAAGCUGUUUCUGUGCCAAAGAAGAAGAGGAAGUUGAAGGACUUAAACAAGAAGGAGACUGGUGAUGUGCUGGAUGCCUUUAAAGAGCCACCACCACCAAAGCCAGAGGCCAUGGCCCCGGUAAAAUCAGAGCAGGCUGAGCCUGCCCCUGUAGCUCCACCCCCUGCAGAAGAAGUGGAGGAGACAUGGGAGGAGAAGGAGGAUAAGCUCGAUGCUGAAAACAUCCAACCGCCGACGAGUCCUGCACCAGCCACGCCCACUGAGCAGAAAUACCAGUACAAAGAGGAACAGUGGAAACCUCUGAACCCUGAGGAGAAGAAGAAAUAUGACCGAAAGUUUCUGCUGGGCUUUCAGUUCAUCAGUGCUAGCAUGCACAAACCAGAGGGGCUACCACACAUCAGUGAUGUGGUACUGGAUAAGGUGAAUAAAACUCCUCUGCGGCCGUUAGACCUGAGCAGGAUGAACUGCGGUCCAGACUUCACCCCCUCAUUCGCUAACCUGGGCAGACAGCCAGUCGGGGGACGGGGCCUGACUGUGGGUUUGCCCGGCCCAAGGCGCUCGGGUCAGUCCGGAUCCCGUAAGGAGCCGAGGAAGAUCGUCCUGUCCGGCGUGUCCCUUAAUGACGAUAUUCAGCUGAACAAGGCAGAAAAGGCGUGGCGGCGUGGGGGCGGAGCUGACAGCGACGACCCGGAGUCGGUGAAGACGCGGGAGCUGCUGCGGCGUGUGCGAGGUGUCCUGAACAAACUGACCCCUCAGAUGUUCCAGCCGCUGAUGAAGCAGAUCACGGAGAUGACCAUCGACACGGAGGAGAGGCUGAAGGGUGUGAUCGACCUAGUGUUUGAGAAGGCCAUCUCCGAGCCCAACUUCUCUGUUGCCUACGCUAACAUGUGCCGCUGCCUCAUGGGGUUGAAAGUACCUAUCACUGACAAGCUGGGAGUGACGGUGAAUUUCCGGAAGCUUCUGCUAAACCAUUGCCAGAAAGAGUUUGAGAAGGACAAGGAUGAUGACGUGACAUUCGAGAAGAAACAAAAGGAGCUAGAUGCUGCCACUGAUGAGGAGCUGCGUCAGCGUCUGAAGGAGGAGCUAGAAGAAGCGAAGGACGUGGCCCGGCGCCGCUCGCUCGGCAACAUCAAGUUCAUCGGCGAGCUCUUCAAGCUGAAGAUGCUCACGGAGAACAUCAUGCACGACUGCGUGGUCAAACUUCUGAAGAACCAUGACGAGGAGAGCCUGGAGUGUCUGUGCAGACUGCUGUCUACCAUCGGCAAGGACCUGGACUUCGAGAAGGCCAGGCCUCGUAUGGAUCAAUAUUUUAACCAGAUGGGGAAGAUCAUUAAAGAGAGGAAGACGUCAUCCAGAAUCCGGUUCAUGCUGCAGGACGUCAUUGACCUGAGACGGAAUAACUGGGUGCCCAGGCGAGGAGAUCAGGGCCCCAAGACGAUCGAGCAGAUCCACAAGGACGCCGAGAUGGAGGCACAGCGAGAGCAGAUAAAAGUCCAGCAGCAGCUCCUCUUCAAGAAGGAGGGACGAGGAGGAGGGGGCGGAGGAGGAGGAGGUGUGACCCUGGGCCCUCGGGGUGUUGGCCCCGCCUCACACCGUGGCAACCCACCACCAGACGAUGGCUGGAACACGGUGCCCAUCUCCACCAAGAACCGUCCCAUCGACACCACUCGCCUCAGCAAGAUCACCAAGCCGGGAGCCCUGGACUUUAACAACCAGCUACUUGCCCCUGGUGGCAAAGGAUCAUGGGGCAGCUGGGGCAGAGGGAGCAGUGGAGGCUCAGGGGCUAAACCCAGUGAUGGUGCUCAAGACUCGAGCCGUCCAAGCACACUGAAUCGCUUCUCCGCCCUCCAGCAGCCUCCUUCCUCCUCCUCAUCAUCUUCCUCCAACAUGGACACAGACAGGAGAGUGCCACAAAGGAGCGGCUCGAGUCGAGAGCGUGGUGACCGUCUCGAACGUGGUUCGGACCGAAACCGACCCGCCAUCAGUAAGCGCAGCUUCAGCCGAGAGAAAGACGAGUGGGAGCAGAGACCGGCCGAGACGGUGCGUCGAGUCGCCAGCAUGACUGAUGAGCGGGAACGAGCGAGAGAGCGUGAACGAGAGAGGGAGCGAGAACGGGCACCCAGCAAAGACAGUGUGAAAAGAGAACCUGUCUCCACACCAACAUCUGCGCCGUCUAAACCGGCUCUAAGCCCUGAGGAACUCGAGAAAAAAGCCACUGCCAUCAUCGAGGAGUACUUACACAUCAAUGACAUGAAGGAGGCGCUGCAAUGUGUGAGCGAGCUGAACUCCGCAUCGCUGCUCGAUGUGUUUGUGAGGACAGGAAUCGAGUCGACUCUGGAGCGCAGCACCAUCACCAGAGAGCAUAUGGGCUUACUACUGCACCAACUGGUCAAAGCUGGAACGCUGUCCACACAGCAAUACUACAAAGGGCUGAUGGAGGUGCUGGAGGUGGCUGAGGACAUGGCCAUUGACGUGCCACAUAUCUGGGUUUACCUGGCUGAGCUGAUCACUCCCAUACUGCAUGAAGGUGGGAUUCCCAUGGGCCCGCUCUUCAGGGAAGUGUCUAAGCCUCUGGUACCUAUCGGCAAAGCUGGAGCUCUUCUAGCACACAUCCUCACCCUGCUCUGCAAAGGAAUGAGCCAUAAGAAGGUCGGCGCUAUGUGGAGGGAGGCGGGGCUUAGCUGGAAGGAUUUCCUGUCUGAGGAUGAAGAUGUCAACAAGUUUGUGACCGAGAAGGGAGUGGACUACACACUGGGUGAGGAGUGUGUGAAAGUUGGUAGCAGUAGGAAAUCUCUGAGUAUGGAAGAGAUCUCCAAACAGUUGGACCAACUGCUGCAGGACAAAUCUGACAACAACCGCAUAUACAACUGGGUGGAGGCGAACCUGGACGAGCAGCAGGCUUCAUCGAACACCUUCGUGCGAGCUCUGAUGACCUCCGUGUGUCAGGCUGCUAUCAUUUGCGAGACCCCGUAUAAAGUGGACUCGAAAGAGAUUUCCCAGAGGGCCAAGCUGCUCCAGCGCUACAUUAAGGACGAGCAGAAGGAGCUGCAGGCGCUCUACGCGUUACAGAGCCUCAUGGUUCAGAUGGAGCAGCCGCCAAACUUGCUGCGGAUGUUUUUCGACGUGCUCUAUGACGAGGACAUCAUUAAGGAGGACGGCUUCUACAAGUGGGAGUCGAGCAAAGAUCCAGCCGAGCAACAAGGAAAGGGCGUCGCCCUCAAAUCAGUCACCGCCUUUUUCACUUGGCUCCGCGAGGCCGAGGACGAAUCAGACAACAGCUAAAGCUUUGGCUCCUUUCACAAUUUUACAAUCUUCCUGAAGUUGAAACAAGAUGCAGUUUUGAAAGCGCAAAAAAAUCGUGUUUUUUUUUUUUUUCUUUUCUUUCUUCUUCUUCGUUUUUUCCUGGUUUUAUGCUAAUGAAUGUUUUUUUUGAGCCGAAGCUGUUUAUAAAAAAAAAAAUCACAGAGAGGAUAAAGAAAUCUGGAGAUCUUGUUCCGUUAUCGCUUCAGUAGUUUUUGAAAUCAACUCGGUGUCACUAAAUCUCACACUCUUCGCCUAUGAUGUGUUGCUACAACAGCAUGAUUUAUCGAAAGCUGCUCAGAGCUCUAUAUUUUUUGAAACUCUUCGAAUGUCAGGUUGAGAGAAACUCUACUCUGCCUUGGAGAAUGAAGUGCUGUGUUGAUUUAAAAAAAAGAAUCCCCCCCCCUCCCCCUUGAUUUUGUUAAACAGGACAAAAAAAAGCAAAAUCUAGAGCUGUGAUUGUGGGGUUUAAAAGUGGGGAACGAACUGCUUCCUGACAGCUCUGCGUGAUGCAAAAAAAAAAAAAAAAAAAAAAGGAUGGAAGGUGAACUUUGACCUUUUUUUGCUGCUGCUGCUGCUGAGGGGGUGGAGUUACACUAACCACCACCCUGAACUUGUCUGUUUUAACUUUUGUCCACUUGUUUUAAAAAAAAAAAAAAAAAAAAAAAAAAAAAAAAAAAACGAGGACAAAAAAGCUGGUUUACUGAAUCUGUGUGAAUCGUGUAGUGCAUUUUAUAAAAUACAAUCAAUACUAAAACAGAAAAAAAAUAACUGAUUUACCGUAAAAGAUGCAAAAGUGUUAAAUAAAUAAAUAAAUAAAUAAAUACUUUUUUUUUUUUUUUUUUUUUUUUUUUAAAAAAGGAAGACAAAAACAGUACAAACGGUGUGAAAAUCUGUUUCCGGCUACCAUAACACAUUUCAGGAGAGUCCUGUAAAUAUUUUGUUUUUUUUGAUUGUUUUUGUUUAAACUUUUCAAUAAUAAAAAAAAAAUGCUAACUUUAA
Ictalurus furcatus (blue catfish) is the source of this 6721-nucleotide messenger RNA. Its product is annotated as eukaryotic translation initiation factor 4 gamma 1. Gene Ontology annotation, molecular function: mRNA binding; translation initiation factor activity; protein binding. Gene Ontology annotation, cellular component: eukaryotic translation initiation factor 4F complex. The transcript has 29 exons. The record is from RefSeq and is a predicted model, not a curated record. The coding region runs from base 734 to 5701 and encodes 1655 amino acids. Lineage: Eukaryota; Metazoa; Chordata; Actinopteri; Siluriformes; Ictaluridae.